Messenger RNA from Triplophysa rosa, 2553 nucleotides. RefSeq names its product NCK adaptor protein 2a (gene nck2a). Lineage: Eukaryota; Metazoa; Chordata; Actinopteri; Cypriniformes; Nemacheilidae. Bases 297 to 1508 code for a protein of 403 amino acids. The record is from RefSeq and is a predicted model, not a curated record. Gene Ontology annotation, biological process: negative regulation of endoplasmic reticulum stress-induced eIF2 alpha phosphorylation; negative regulation of PERK-mediated unfolded protein response; positive regulation of endoplasmic reticulum stress-induced intrinsic apoptotic signaling pathway. Gene Ontology annotation, molecular function: protein binding. The transcript is spliced from 5 exons.
GCGGGUGACGUCACCCGCGCAUGGACUCGCGCUGCCUGCGAGAGCUAGAGGUUGAACGCAUCGAGGUUAGAGAGAGAGAACAGCGGCAGGGCCCACGAACAAAAACUGAUUCAAACGGAUUUAUAUUCGCAAGCCAAGUCUGCACAGAGUGUGCGUAUUUCUUCCCAGCUGUCCCAAAGCCUGAACUGUCAAGAGUUACAGCAAGAGGAGGGCAGCCCAUACCCCAUCCGAGCCUUGCCAUCUAUAUAGCCAAGACUUUUUACAUGGAAGCUGCAUUAUUUGGGACUCGAUGAAAGAUGACAGAGGAGGUGAUUGUUAUAGCCAAGUGGGACUACACAGCUCAGCAAGACCAGGAGCUGGACAUCCGGAAGAACGAGCGCCUGUGGCUGCUGGAUGAUUCCAAAACCUGGUGGAGAGUCCGCAACGCGUCCAACCGGACCGGCUACGUCCCCUCUAAUUACGUGGAGCGCAAGAACAGUCUGAAAAAAACCUCGCUAGUGAAGAACCUGAAGGACACUCUCGGCCUAGGAAAAACGAAAAGGAAAACCAGUGCCCGUGAUCCCUCUCCUACGCCCAGCACGGAGGCAGAGUACCUGUCCAAUGGAAGCGUCGGAGGUGGCGGAGGUGGCGGAGCCGAGCGAAUCUAUGACCUGAACAUUCCCGCCCUGGUAAAGUUCUCCUACACUGCGGAGCGGGACGAUGAACUCCACCUUGUUAAAGGGGAGAGGGUGGUGGUCAUGGAGAAGUGCAGUGACGGCUGGUGGAGGGGGGGCCACGCUGGACGUGUCGGAUGGUUCCCAUCCAACUACGUUCAGGAAGAGGUGGGAUACGCAGACCACGACGGGGUCUUUGGAGGCCCUUUGGAUGGCUUCCGCUCCUUAAAGCUGGGGCAAGAGGUGGCCAUGCUUAAUGGACGGCCGGGGGGCUCGGGGAGCUCCGUUCUCCAUGUGGUCCAGACUCUUUACCCCUUCAGUUCUGUAACAGAGGAGGAGCUGAACUUUGAGAAGGGUGAGACAAUGGAGGUUUUGGAGAAGCCAGAGAACGACCCAGAGUGGUGGAGGUGUAAAAACAGUCGCGGGAUUGUCGGACUGGUGCCCAAGAACUAUGUGGUAGUGCUCAGUGAUGGGCCUGCGGUGAGGGGUCUGGGGACAAGUCACGGCUCUCCUCACAUCAGCUACACGGGGCCUUCGCGUACGGGUAAAUUUGCAGGAAACGAUUGGUACUACGGUAGCGUCACACGACACCAAGCGGAGUGUGCGCUUAAUGAGAGAGGAAUGGAGGGUGACUUUCUGAUACGGGAUAGCGAGUCAUCGCCCAGUGAUUUCUCAAUUUCUCUGAAGGCCGCAGGGAAGAACAAGCACUUCAAGGUGCAGCUGCAGGACGGCAUGUACUGCAUCGGUCAGCGGCGUUUCAGCAGCAUGGACGAGCUGGUUGAACACUACAAGAAAGCGCCCAUCUUCACCAGCGAGCAGGGAGACAAACUCUACCUGGUCAAGGCUCUCGCCUGAACUUAACAAACGUUACCUCUCCCCUCUACACCCAAUCCUUCCUCAACUGUCCUCCUCCUCUCUCAAACACACUGUCUCUUCAUUGGACUUCACUGAAGCCUCGAUUGAGAAGAAAAGAUCGGAGUUACUUUGCCAAGCAGCUUCAAGGACUUUGCCAUUUCUACAUUGCCUCCAAUCUUGAUAUAAAGCAGCUUGUCAUUCUUUUAAACUAAAAUGCCCUUUUUUGAUAUACAUGUCCUGUUUAGUUACGGCCACUUUUGUCAAGCUGUUUUUUUCCUCCCAUUGCUGGUAAAACAGUGUUGAUCCUAAGCUCACAUUACACUGGUUUACAGUUUACAUCUUUGCCCAUAAAAAGAGCCAAAACAGUAGGUCAGCAUCACAUGGCCACUUUUAGAAGAUGCUCACACUUGUUGCUCUUACAUAAAGAAGAGAUUUGAUUCUAAACUUAACUGAAUUCGAUCUGUGCUCUCCCAACUUCCAGCUUUUUUUGCACCUAAAAACUCCAUCCAGGAUUUGUGGAGGCAGCGAUUUGGACUUCUAUCCAAACGCUCUUAAUACUGUCACAUUGUGAAAGCAUACAGCAUUCCAGGUAUUUUAUUCAGGGUUUCUUCAGGAUCAGGCUGCAUUCUAAAGGAGAUAAAUGACUCAGUUACGCAGAAGGAAAGGAGACAGAGAUAAAGAGAGAGUAGCGUUUGAGACUGAAUGGUUUCUGUAGCCCAGGGCAGAGUUUGAAUGUGUGUCCGUUCAACCAAAUGUGCCACCCGCUUCCAGUUCAGCCUUGAUGUCUUAUCACACGCCUCACCAACACACCUGUUCUCUGCUGGCAGUAACACACAUAGUUGAUUGUGAACACUAAUUCAGAGUAAUAAAACAAAAACAAAAAACUAUGAUUUCAUGUCUUUAUUUUUGUCAUAUUACUCUCAGACUGUUUGCCAAUAAGAGUGUUGGUCAAGGGGUUUUCAGUUUUUUUAACUAUUGUCUGAAUGUUAUUGAGCAAUGUUAUUUAAUUAUUCUUUCCACUGUAUGUACAUAUAUAUAUAUAUAU